This is a messenger RNA of Balaenoptera musculus (blue whale), 1064 nucleotides long. RefSeq names its product proteolipid protein 2-like. Gene Ontology annotation, cellular component: membrane. The record is from RefSeq and is a predicted model, not a curated record. The transcript has a single exon. Lineage: Eukaryota; Metazoa; Chordata; Mammalia; Artiodactyla; Balaenopteridae. Bases 234 to 779 code for a protein of 181 amino acids.
AGAGAGAGAAGGUGACAACUGUUACAUAAAGCACGAAUCUCUAGUGGUCCAUAAAUAUGAAUAAUUACUAUUCUGAACAUAACUGAAAGUAAUCUGAUCUAUCUAAUGAAACAUAUUAUUUAAUUGUGCAUAUUUGCAUAAAUUAUAUGCCAUCUUCAUAAAGGACUAUAACUGGUAUUGCUUUCAUAAAAUCAAACCUCUCCCUUUUGCCCUGGGGCCCCCUUCCCGGUCAGAUGGCAGGCAAGAUGGCCGGGUGUGCACCGUCCUCGAACCCACAAGCGAGCAGAUCCUCCGAGCCUCUCAGGACUCCGGUCCACGCCAUGGCGAAUUCCGAGCGCCUCUCGGCCCCCGGCUGCUGGGCCGCCUGCUCCAACUUCUCACGCACCCGACAGGGAAUUCUCCUGUUUGCUGAAAUUAUAUUGUGCCUGGUGAUUCUGAUCUGCUUCGGUGCCUUGACAUCAGGAUACUCCUCCUUGUCAGUGACAGAGAUGAUCUUUGCUACUCUCUUCUUUGUCGUCUACAUGUGUGACCUGCACACCAAGAUACAGAUCAUCAACUGGCCUUGGAGUAAUUUCUUCCGAACCCUCGUAGCGGUCAUCCUCUACCUGAUCACCUCCAUUGUUGUGCUUGUUGAGAGAGGAAACCACUCCAAAAUCGUCGCAGGGGUACUGGGCCUAAUCCCUGCAUGCCUCUUUGGCUAUGAUGCCUACAUUACCUUCCCCUUGCAGCAGCAAAGACAUACAGCAGCCCCUACUGACCCUGCAGAUGGCCCAACGUAGGUGAACUCCCUUCAUUUCUCUCAGCAACCUGCAAAUAACACCGCCAUCGAAAUAAUUCCUCCCAGCUCACAACUGAGGUAAAAGUGCCUUUAUCGAGAAAAUUUGUCUUCCAGACUGCCAAUCAACUCCUCUGGUUAUGGCCACCUUUAUGGGUGUGCCUAGGUUCCCCUUCCUUCUGCAGUAUCCAAACGGAGACACCAGUUCUGCCUCGACAAUGCCCCCACCUAAGCCACAAAAUGACGGAAGAGGGUCCCUCAGAUUUCAAGACUCCAGGCCCCAGGUUGU